AUGGCUGAGGUGGAUUGGACACACAGACAUCCAAGAGAUGAGGACCUGAGGGUUGGGCUCAUCAGCUGGGCAGGAAACUACCUCGCCUUUGAAGCAUAUAAGAAUACAGUCACAGCUACUGCAAAGAAUUUGGGCAGGAGACAGACCUGGGAGCUUCUAGUGAGCAACGAACAGGAGACGCAGGCUGUGGUGCGACUAAAGAGCUUGCAGGGCCUCUACCUGCUGUGCGAGGCAGAUGGCUCUGUGUGCUACGGCAAGCCGAAGACCAGCCACCACGGAUGCUUCCUUCUCCGUUUCCACCGAAAUGGCAAAUGGACCCUCCAGUGCAUAAUUUCCGGCCGCUAUCUGGAGUCUGACGGCGAGGAUGUGUUCUGCAACUCCAGGGUUCUCUCAGCGUACCACAUGUGGACGCCCAGGCCAGCCCUGCACGUCCACGUGAUGCUCUACAGCCCCGUCUACCACAGCUACGCCCGAGCUGACCACUCUGUGGGCAGGGUCUGGAUGGACGCAGCAGUCCCCUGCCUGGAGGAGUGUGGUUUCGUGCUACAUUUCCAAGAUGGAUACUACCACCUGGAGACUUCUACACACCAUUUCCUGUCUCACGUAGACCGGCUGGUCUCCCAGCGCUCCUCAAAGACAGCUUUUCACAUGCAAGUGCGGCCUAGAGGGCUUGUGGCGCUGUGUGAUGGAGAAGGAGGCUCGCUGUAUCCUCAGGGUUCACAUCUCCUCCUGGGCCUGGGCUCCAGUCCCGUGAGUGGUGAGGAGUGGUUCAUUCUGCAACACUUUCCAACCUGGGUCAGCCUGAGGUCAAAGAACCGGAGGCUCAUCUCAGUCAUCUACGACGCCGAGGUGUGCGCUGCCUCUGAGCGCCUGACCCCAAUGUCAUUGUUCCAGUAUGAAUGUGACCGUGAGAACGUUAACUUACAGCUUCGUUCAACCAACGGCUACUACCUAGCUCAGAGGCGCCACAGAGCAAUCAUCGCCGACGGGCACCCCGUGGAGCCUGAAACCUCCUUCCGUGCACACUGGAAUUGUGGGAAAAUCGUCCUGCAGGCCUCCAACGGGUGUUUCCUGAGCAUUGCAUCCAACGGCCUGCUGAUGGCAAGUGCCACCACUCCAGGCUCAAAUGAGGAGCUGGGGAUUCGGUUUGCCAACCGCUCCUUUCUGCUCCUGCGUGGCCGGUAUGGGUACGUGGGCUCCUGCUCAGACCGUGACCUGAUGCAGUGCGACAGGGAUCAGCCUGACUGCAUUCAGCUCCUGCCCUGCCGCCAGGGCAUCUAUCACUUCCAGGCACAGGGUGGUUCCUUCUGGUCGAUAACGUCCUUCGGCACCUUCCGCCCCUGGGGAAAGUUUGCCCUCAACUUCUGUAUAGAACUUCAAGGAAGCAACUUGCUCACGGUGCUGGCACCCAACGGUUUCUACAUCCGGGCCGACCGGAGUGGCACACUAUUGGCAGACAGCGAAACCAUUACAAAAGAAUGUAUCUGGGAAUUUUAGCUCAAUAGGAUGCCACCUGCCAAAUUCUACAUGCUUCAGGAACAACUUCUCAACGGAACAGAGCAAGAAACCCAGAGUCAAGAUCCAAGAGAAGAAUAUGUGUUGUACAAUUUUCCUACCAAGUUACCAAAACAUCUGUUUCAAGCGACAGUACAUCACAACAGGCCACCCCCACUACUCUGUGUGUGUGUGUGUGUGUCUCAGGAGACAUACGGUUUGGACUAUCACAUUUCCUCACUGAGAAUAUGCAUGUACAGAUGAAUGACACGAAGUGGAAGGGGAGCUGUGAGGAAGUAGAAGGAGGCCUAAACGAAGGGGAGGAACAAGAGAGGGUAAACGGCAGGAAGGAAUGACAAACGUUGCAGGCUUUCUCUUCUAUGUGGAAUCUGGAUUUAAAUAUAUAUACAUGCAUAUAUACAUGUAACAUGAAAGCAGACGGGAAGGAAGAGGACCAUUAAAAAAGUGGAGAGAGCUGGUCGCGGUGGUGCACAUCUGUAAUCCCAGCACUCAGGGAGGCAGAGGCAGGCCUCUGUGAUCUCUGUGAGUUCAAGGCCAGCCUAAAAACACUGUGAACACUACAAAGUGAGUCCAGGACAGCCAGGGCUACACAGAGAAACCUUGUCUUGAAAAAAAAAAAAAAACCAAACAAACAAAAACAAAAAACCAAAAAAAAAAAAAGGGGACGGGGGG
Molecule: messenger RNA, 2187 nt
Organism: Meriones unguiculatus (Mongolian gerbil)
Lineage: Eukaryota; Metazoa; Chordata; Mammalia; Rodentia; Muridae
Gene: Fscn3
Product: fascin actin-bundling protein 3
Exons: 7
Coding region: 1-1497 (498 amino acids)
Biological process (GO): cell migration; actin filament bundle assembly; establishment or maintenance of cell polarity
Cellular component (GO): cytoplasm; microvillus; lamellipodium
Molecular function (GO): actin filament binding; protein-macromolecule adaptor activity
Source: RefSeq, a predicted model, not a curated record